ACAGCGCACACACACACAUACAGAGCUCGUCUCCUUGGCCGUUUCCCCUCCUUUCCUUCUCCUCUUCUCUGCAAACCCUAGCCGCCAUGGGACGUGUGAUCCGAGCUCAGCGUAAGGGUGCGGGCUCCGUCUUCAAGUCCCACACCCACCACCGCAAGGGCCCCGCCCGCUUCCGCAGCCUCGACUUCGGCGAGCGCAACGGCUACCUCAAGGGCGUCAUCACCGACAUCAUCCACGACCCCGGCCGCGGCGCCCCCCUCGCCAAGGUCUCCUUCCGCCAUCCCUUCCGCUACAAGAAGCAGAACGAGCUCUUCGUCGCCGCCGAGGGCAUGUACACCGGUCAGUUCGUCUACUGCGGUAAGAAGGCCACUCUCGUCGUCGGAAAUGUCCUCCCGAUCAGAUCUAUCCCCGAGGGUGCCGUCAUCUGCAAUGUUGAACACCACGUCGGCGAUCGCGGCGUCUUCGCUAGGUGCUCCGGUGACUACGCCGUCGUUAUCAGCCACAACCCUGACAACGACACCUCCAGGAUCAAGCUCCCAUCUGGUGCCAAGAAGAUUGUUCCCAGCGGCUGCCGUGCGAUGAUUGGGCAGGUUGCCGGUGGAGGUAGGACUGAGAAGCCUCUUCUCAAGGCCGGUAAUGCCUACCACAAAUUCAGAGUGAAGAGGAACUGCUGGCCUAAGGUUCGUGGUGUGGCUAUGAACCCAGUCGAGCAUCCUCACGGAGGAGGUAACCACCAGCACAUUGGUCAUGCUAGCACUGUCAGGCGUGAUGCUCCUCCUGGCCAAAAGGUUGGUCUCAUUGCUGCCAGGAGAACUGGUCGGCUCAGAGGACAAGCUGCUGCUACUGCUGCGAAGGCCGACAAGGCUUAAGAAGUUAUUGUUUUUGGCUAGAUUGUUCUGGUUUUGGGUGUCUUUUACUUUUCAACUUUAUAUCUCAAGCAAGACUGCAAAAGCAUGAUGAACCCUUGUGUUAGAAAUUUUGUUAUGUUGGAAGCGCUUGUUAGUUUAUUAUUAUUUUACAAUUGCAAACGAGAUUUUGUGCCUCCUUAUGAAUGAGUAGUUGAAAUAAUUCAUAUC
Morus notabilis is the source of this 1076-nucleotide messenger RNA. RefSeq names its product 60S ribosomal protein L8-3. The coding region runs from base 87 to 869 and encodes 260 amino acids. The transcript has 2 exons. Gene Ontology annotation, cellular component: ribosome; cytosolic large ribosomal subunit. Gene Ontology annotation, biological process: cytoplasmic translation. Lineage: Eukaryota; Viridiplantae; Streptophyta; Magnoliopsida; Rosales; Moraceae. The record is from RefSeq and is a predicted model, not a curated record. Gene Ontology annotation, molecular function: structural constituent of ribosome; RNA binding.